Messenger RNA from Ornithorhynchus anatinus (platypus), 538 nucleotides. RefSeq names its product FAU ubiquitin like and ribosomal protein S30 fusion (gene FAU). Bases 83 to 484 code for a protein of 133 amino acids. Lineage: Eukaryota; Metazoa; Chordata; Mammalia; Monotremata; Ornithorhynchidae. Gene Ontology annotation, molecular function: structural constituent of ribosome; protein binding. The record is from RefSeq and is a predicted model, not a curated record. Gene Ontology annotation, cellular component: cytosolic small ribosomal subunit; ribosome. The transcript has 5 exons. Gene Ontology annotation, biological process: translation.
CGUGCGCGGGGGUGGGGGGGGCGCUUCCCUCUUUCUCUUUGGCCUCCAUCUUGGCUGCGGCAGCGGGAGCCGGGUCGCCAUCAUGCAGCUCUUCGUCCGCGCCCGGGACCUCCACACCCUCCAGGUGACCGGCCAGGAGACCGUCGCCCAGAUCAAGGCCCGUGUGGCGUCGUUAGAAGGCAUCGCCGCCGAAGACCAGGUCCUGCUGUUGGGAGGGUCUCCCCUGGAAGAUGAGGCCAUCCUGGCCCAGUGCGGGGUGGAGGCCCUCUGCACCUUGGAAGUCGUCGGCCGCAUGCUGGGAGGUAAAGUCCAUGGUUCUCUGGCCCGUGCCGGCAAAGUGAGAGGCCAGACGCCCAAGGUGGCCAAACAGGAAAAGAAGAAGAAGAAGACGGGGCGCGCUAAGAGGCGGAUGCAGUACAACCGGCGUUUCGUCAACGUGGUGCCCACCUUCGGCAAGAAGAAGGGUCCUAAUGCCAACUCCUAAAUCCCCGGUGGUCCCUUGUCCGUCUGUCCCCAAUAAAGUUCUUUUCAAACACCC